GCGCGUGUGCGCGCGCACGCACACACACACACACACACACACACACACACAACCCUUUGAAAUGACUGGAAAUGCCUUCCCAACCAGGGAGAGUAAUGCUGGUCUCUGCCUGGUAGGAUUUUUGUGAAGAUCCAAUGAGCUGAGAUACAUAAAGGGCUUUCCAAACUUUAAAGUACUUUGUAAAUGUCACCUGUCAUCAUGGGGAGAGGAAUGGGACAAAGAGAGAAGUGUGGGUGGUUGGGACUUGAGUCUGUCAGAUGGGGUGACAGUGCAUGAAUGUCUGAAGGCCUUGAGGGGCAGGUUGGACCUUUGGAAGGAAAGUUAAGAUUUGGGGAUGCCGUGAUCUGUAGAGUUUGGGGAAUAGGAUUUGAGUGUAUGUGCUUGUCAGGGGCAGAGGUUUUGAGGAUCUUGUGGAGACUGGGAAAGCAGUUGUCUGACCCAGGGUUUUGGAGGCCCUUCUUUGAGGCGACCCUAAGGUUUGCAAGCAUAAUCUGGAAGCCUGAUCCAGCUUUGGCCAGCUAUGCUGACGAGUGGUUCCAGGGAACUUGUUUUUACUGAGGAGUCCUGGAUGGUGCUCUGCCUUUUUCCAGAACAGAUGGCGGCUACAAGGGAACUUGUGACCCCUGGCGACUCGGCAGCGGGAAAUGGGCAGCGGAGUCACCUGGGCAUCCCUGAAGCAGUGUUCGUGGAAGAUGUUGAUGCGUUUAUGAAACAGCCUGGAAAUGAGUCUGUGGAUAUCGUACUCAAGAAAUUGGACGAGCAGUAUCAGAAGUACAAGUUUAUGGAACUUAACCUUGCCCAGAAGAAAAGGAGGCUAAAAAAUCAGAUUCCUGAAAUCCGACAGACAUUACACAUUUUAAAAUACAUGCAGAAGAAGAAAGAAUCCCCAAAGCCCCUGGAGACCAGAUUCUUGUUGGCCGAUAACCUUUACUGCAAGGCUUCUGUUCCUCCCACAGAUAAAGUCUGUCUGUGGUUGGGUGCCAAUGUGAUGCUCGAGUAUGAUAUCGAUGAAGCCCAGUUGCUGCUGGAGAAGAACCACUCUAUGGCUACCAGCAACCUGGAGUCUCUUGAAGAAGACCUGGACUUUCUGCGGGAUCAGUUCACAACCACAGAAGUCAAUAUGGCCCGAGUAUACAACUGGGAUGUAAAGAGAAGAAACCGGGACGAGCCCCCCAAAGCUGUAGUGGCAUAGUGCCCUCACCCUUUGUCCUGGGCCUCCGCUUUCCCAACAGGCUUGGCCUUUGGAGGGCUGAAUUUUGACUCGGGUGUAAUUGCCCUUUAAACAAAAAAGGACAUUAAGAUUGAAGGCAAUGAUGAGCACACAUAUUAUUCAUAAAGAUAAAAUUUAGUCUCAUUUGUACGUCAUGAAAUUUGAUUAUAAUUGAUCAACCAAUGACACACAGGAUUUGGACUCAGUUAUCUUCACUCUUCCAGUCUGACAUUCCAGAUCUCUGACUAAAGUAAAGCUGAAAUUUGCCUCCAGCAAAACUGCAUGGGUGAAAUUGUUCCCCCAGACACUCAAGGGGACCUUAUUCUGUAUUUAUUAUUGUUUAGAGAGAAGAAAAAUGUACAGUUCCCAUUUUACACCUGUUGUUCUUUGUUAAAGCAGUCAAUUGUAAGUUUAUUUAAUGGUUCACAAGUCGAUUUUUUUCUCUCAUGUAAAUUUGGUUAAUUACUGGUCAAUCUGUUUUGUACUUUUUUUGUGAAAUAAUUUAUCUGCCUUUAUAACUAAGAAGUGGAAUAUAUUUGAACAGCAGCAAGGCUUGUUGAGGCUGCACGGUCUUUGCCCAAAUUCUUUCCAGAGCUUCCUGUUAAUUAAAAUGAAAACUGAAUGGCUAUUGCUUUUAUGUAGUAAUUAAGUAAUACACUGAAAAUCUCUUGGCUUAAGCUAUGGUGAAUAGCCUAACAGUUCACUAGAGCAACUUAAGAGGGGAAACUAAUUUCGAUGUUGAUUUCUUUACAAGAAAGGACGGAUAGAAGGUGUCCUGAAUUAAAAGACAAAACUUUACUUAGGAUUAUAAAACAGUUGUAGUGAAACAAAUAGUUUGCGCCUCUGCUGCUGAGUGAUGCAGAGUUUGCUAGAAAUAGAAAUGUAUUCUUCUGCUUUCCAGUAGUAAAUGGUACAUUUGUGAAGCUUGUAUGCUUUUAUUUCAUGAUAUUAAAACAGUGAAAUUAAAC
This is a messenger RNA of Dromiciops gliroides (monito del monte), 2178 nucleotides long. Its product is annotated as prefoldin subunit 3-like. The record is from RefSeq and is a predicted model, not a curated record. Gene Ontology annotation, molecular function: tubulin binding. The coding region runs from base 521 to 1192 and encodes 223 amino acids. NCBI's taxonomy places the organism in Eukaryota, Metazoa, Chordata, Mammalia, Microbiotheria, Microbiotheriidae. Gene Ontology annotation, cellular component: prefoldin complex; cytoplasm. Gene Ontology annotation, biological process: microtubule-based process; tubulin complex assembly; protein folding. The transcript has 2 exons.